AUGAUGCCGGAGAGUGGCUGGCGGGAGAGUGACUCUCAUCUCUUUGGUUCGCCGGCCUCGCAACGCAUUGGACGCGAAGCGUCCAACGCCUUCUUCGAAACUGAUCAUAAGACUGACGCACCGCAUGUGCGGGGACGAAUUCCUGAUCGUGGCGUCUUUGAUGCCGUGGCUUCGCCCUCUGCUGCUGCUGCUGCCCCCUUUGGACCCACUCGACCGAGUGGCGGUUCGCCGCCACGGGUGCAGAUGUCUCAUGGGGAUGGCGGAAUCAAAACACUGGUUACUACCUCGAACGUUACGGGGCAGGUGCUGGCACAGACAGCCCCACCACGGGCGCUUGAUGACGUAGACGUUUCUCCUACUCUAUUUGGCACUCAUGAUCUGCGAAACGGUUUGCUGGAUCAGAAGUUGCAACACAUGCAACGCGAGACGAAUGCGUUGCGAGAGGAACUGAAAGAAACAUCCGGGCGUCUUGCGCACGUGACAGUGAAGCUUAACGAGCAAAAAGUGGAAUUCAGUGGUUUAACGCAUCGGUACGGGACAACUGUUGAGAAGCUUACAGCUGCUGAAAGUAACGUAAAGCGGCUGGAGGAGCAUAUUGUUCAGGAGCGCAGUAAAAAUGGGGUGUUGAGAGAGGAGCGCGACAAACUUAAGGCCUCAUUGAAGGAUUUGGAAUGGGAGGUGGAAAAAUUACGUUGGGAACUUCAAGAAGAACGUAAGCGACCUGCUAUGGACCCUCGAGAGGUGCAACGCAUGCUGGAUGAUCGCACGCGAUACGUUCCCGCUGCGGAGGUUCAGCAACAAUGCGAAGCCAUGCGUGAGAAGCAUCAGACGCUUCUAGGUCGUUUUAUGUCAUCUCUUGACGCCCUUUUAGUGCAACACGAGGAAGAAGAAACUUCGGUAUUUGUUGCGCGAAGUGCAGUUCUCUCUGCCGCGACGGACUUGGAGACACGGGUGGCGUCUGCGGAGACCACACUUAGUGUGUUGUGUGAACAGCUGACUCUUUUUAACGAGGGCUCAGAGCGUGACAUGACAGAGAUGCUCACCACACUUAUGCUAGAGAACAAAGAGUUGUGGCAGCAUUUGUCAAAACUAAAGGGUGACCACGACACGGCCGUUGUGCGGUUGGCGACGCUUCGUCGCAAAGGUGAACAUGUUCCGCAAGAUCAGUACGACUACGCCCAGAAGCAGCUGGCGCUAACUGCGGAAAAACUUUCCACUGCUCAAAGGACGGUGGAGGCACAAAUUGAACUGGCGAGGGAGCACGAGGAUCACAUGAAAGUGCUGUUGAAUGCCAAUGACUCGCUACAGGAUCAGCUGCGUCGUCUCACGGAGGAACUGGCACAGGUAAAGGAGGAUGCGGAGCGGAAGGAGAAUUUGUUAGAGAAGAAUAGGGCGGAAGUCAAUGAGGUGCUGCGGCGGGCGGAGGAAUUUCAGGAAAACGUUGAGGGCGAGCGGCGUCGUCUGAAUAAGACGAUUGAACAGAUGAAUGAGAGUUUUGUUUCUAGAGAGCAGGAAUACGAGCAACGCAUUCGCCAACUUCAGGAGGAGCGAAAUGCGACGCAGCGGGAUCUUGAGCAGGCGCAGCGUGGCUUAGAUGACACACAGCAACGCGCUGAAUCAUUGCAGCGAGAGCUUGACUCUCGCACAAGUUACUUUGAGGAGUACAGACGACAGACGGAGGAGCACCAGCAGGAAGUCAGCCGCUCUUUUCAGGAAGAAAUGGCCUCCGCAAGAGCGUUAUUAGAGCAAGAGUUGAGUCUGACACGGCGGGAGUUGGAAGAUCAGCGGACUGCCGCGAGGGAGUUGGAGCGGGAGCGGGAUGACGAGCAGGCAGAACACCGUGCUGCGCAUGCUAUUGCUGCUGGAUUAGAGGCCGAGCUAUCACAACAGCGUCGCGAAAAUGAGCAGCAACGACGCCGCCUGGAGGAGGUUACAGCGCGUGUGCAUAAAUUGGAGGCAGAAGCGGAUAAAUUGCGGCAGGCGUCUGACACCGUGGGGGAGGAGAGCCACCAGCUUCAACGGGAAGUGAAACGAUAUCAGGCGCGUGCGCAGGAAUUGGAGCAACAGAUGCAACAAGAACGCGAUGCGCACACACAACAGUCGAUGCAGCUUCGACACGAAAUGCGAGAGGUUGAGCAACGUCGUUCAACGAUGCAAGAGGAGCUACAAAAAAUUCGAUUGCGUCUUGUGGAGAUGGAGAGAGAUCAGAAGCAACGUGUGAUGCGUGAGCGCACAGACGCUGAUAGGGAGAGUUUUGUGCGGGAAAAUGCCCGACUUCAUGAACAAUAUCAGGAGGUGCAGCAAGAGAAUGUCGCUCUCCGUGAGAGUCUGCAGCAACUAAAGGGGAAGGUGCUUAAUCAUGAACAGCUCUCCCAGCAGCUGGAGGAUGUGCAGGAACGUUUGAGGCAGCUUCCAACGCUUCGACAGGCUGCAGAGGAUGCCAGAAUUGAGGCGAUGCGUGCCUCCCAGGAAACAGAGACACUACGCCAAGAAAGAGAUGCAAUGGCGGCAAAAUUGGACUUUUUUCUGGAGGAGAGCAAACAGGCUGCAAAAAAAGAUGAAGAAUGGGGUCGUAUCUUUCGUGAUGCUGCCGAACAAACUCGUCGCCUUAGCGGCCAGGUCUCUGUGGUGCGAAAACAGCAGCAGUCGCAACGGAGCCCGCCUAUUUUUGUUAGCCCCCAUCCCAGUGGUUACAGUGAGCAAUACAGCAACUACCAGCGGGUCCUGGGAAAUGGGGGCGACAUUUCGCUACGUAAACCAAUGUCGCCCUCGCAAGCUGCUGCAGAUGCAUCGCCACCGCCUAUCGCACCUUCUUUAUCCCGACCUUGGCACUGA
Molecule: messenger RNA, 2835 nt
Organism: Trypanosoma rangeli
Lineage: Eukaryota; Euglenozoa; Kinetoplastea; Trypanosomatida; Trypanosomatidae
Exons: 1
Coding region: 1-2835 (944 amino acids)
Source: RefSeq, a predicted model, not a curated record